Messenger RNA from Coregonus sp. 'balchen', 4119 nucleotides. Lineage: Eukaryota; Metazoa; Chordata; Actinopteri; Salmoniformes; Salmonidae. The record is from the annotation of a GenBank genome assembly.
CAUUUUUAGACCAUCGUACGUCGUCGAUUCAAGUUGUGUUCACUGCUUGUGAUUAAUUUGACGAUAGUCCAUUAUUUGUCGGCUAAUUCUGCACAAUAGUAACAUAAAAGCAUAUUAAACAGUAGUUGGAACGUGUCUGUAAGGUAAGGAGUGUUGUCAUUUCAUAUAUUUAACCUCUAAUGUUUACUAGAUGUCUGAAACUAGCUAGUAGUUAACUAACAUUGCAUGCUAUCAAGCUAGCCAGCUGCUUCAGCACAUUUAUACGCUGUUAGCAAAAGUCCCAGUUUACAUUAGGGACAUGUCUUGACAGCGCCUUUAAAUGUAAACGAAGUCUAUACACGUAUUGUUCACAUUCAAACACAACAUCGUAAGCAGAUACUUUUUUAAAGAUCCUAUUCUGGAUGUUCUAUGUCUUGCCUCUGAUAUUGAACUCUGCAUUGUUGAAGAGUUUGUAAGGAAACAUUUCACUGUAUGGUUUACACAUGCUGUAAUCUGUCAUGUGACAAAUACACUUUGAUUUGAUUUGGAUUGUAGCCAGAUAUAGCGUUUCUUUGCAAUUUAAAAACCAAUACAUUUCACCCCUGUAAUAUUCUUGUUUGCUGUAUGUCAAGUCAAACCAAGGCCUUUUUGCCUAACUCAAAAUGUGUUGUUUUAUAAUAGUCUCUAACCAGCAAGAUCUUCUAUGAAGUUCGGCAAAAACAAAGAUCUGUGUUUGUUUUGGUCAUUGUCAAUAUGUACUUCAGUUCCUUUUCAUGUAAUAAUGUGUUUUCUCUUUGCAGGGUUUGCAGUGCUUCUUUGUAUGGUUGUUCAGCAAAGUUCUACGUUGCCAUGGCGACUCCGGGGGGACAGGGUGGAGGGGCGUUGUCAACUAGAGGAGGAGCUAGGAGGAUGAAAUGGGCUCUGGAGCUGACCUUGGGCAAUGCCAGGUAAGAAGAGAGACCCAUUACACCAUUGCCAAAUUCCAAAUCCCUUAAACCCUACAGGUGCGUAGGGUUUAGUGGUCGAUUUUGGAUUGGAACUUUAUCAGCCAUGUUGAUUUUACCUGACAAAUGGCGGAUACUUGAUUAUUGUGCCCAGAGCCCACAUUUGAUGAUGAACUCAGAUACACAGACAUGACUUGCUUAAAGAGCUAGCUACCUUGUUAGAACUAUGAAUAACCUGAAUAUCCUAUACUACAGCCUCUCACCAUCUAUAGCCCUCUGAAUAAAGUGAACUGAACUGACCUCUGUCUCUUCCAGGGGUCGUGGUGACCGACAGAGUAACCAGGGAGAUGUGAUGUAUCCAAUUGGCUAUUCAGACAAACCAGUCCCAGACACCAGCAUCCAGGAAUCAGACAAAAACCUGGUGGAAAAGGUAGGUAGUGUAGUGGAGGAAUUGAAAUGAUCUGUUUGUGCUUUUGCCAAAUGCGUUGCUGUCAAUGAGUGAUGAGAAGUUUGCAUGGUAGCACAAACAGACUGGCCCUCAGGCUACAUAUGAUCAGGAUGCAUUAACAAAUCUCCCUUUGUACAUUGUACUAAAAAGUGCCUUAAAUGUACAGGUAACUGCCAAACUAAAGGAAACAUUUGAGUAAAUGAGGGAUACAAAGUAUAAUGAAAGCAGGUGGUUCCACACAGGUGUGGUUCCUGAGUUAAUUAAGCAAUUAACAUCACAACCUGGUUAGGGUCUGUAUAAAAAUACCCAGUUGCCCAUUAUUUUGGCUACUGUGGCUAGAAGAGAUCUCAGUGAUUUUGAAAGAGGGUCUCAAAGGAGCAUAGGGGGUUUAAAGUGUGUGUGUGACUCAGUCACCAGAGCUCAACCCAACUGAACACUUAUGGGAGAUUCUGGAGCGGCGCCUACGAACAGCGUUUUCCACCACCAUCAACAAAACACUUAAUGAUGGAAUUUCUCGUGGAAGAAUGGUGUCACAUCCCUCCAAUAGAGUUCCAGACACUUGUAGAAUCUAUUCCAAGGCGCAUUGAAGCUGUUCUGGCGGCUCGUGGUGGCCCAAAGCCCAAUUAAGACACUUUAUGUUGGUGUUUCCUUUAUUUUGACAGUUACCUGUAGAUUGUUAUUAACAUUUACAUUUACAUUUUAGUCAUUUAGCAGACGCUCUUAUCCAGAGCGACUUACAGUUAGUGAGCGACUUACAGUUAGUGAGUGCAUACAUUAACUUGCUUUCUCUCCCCCCUCUAUGACAGCGUUGCUGGGACGUAGCUCUGGGACCCCUGAAGCAGAUUCCUAUGAAUCUGUUCAUUAUGUACAUGUCUGGGAACACCAUAUCCAUCUUCCCCAUCAUGAUGGUCUGUAUGAUGGCCUGGAGGCCCAUCCAGGCUCUCAUGUCCAUGUCUGCCAGUGAGUAUUUAUUUAAGCAAUGAGGCCCGAGGAGGUGUGGUAUAUGGCCAAUAUACCACGGCUAAGGGCUGUUCUUAUGCACGGAUACAGCCCUUAGCCGUGGUAUAUUAGCCAUAUACCACAAACCCCCGAGGUGCCUUAUUGCUAUUAUGAACUGGUUACCAACGUAAUUAGAGCAGUAAAAAGAAACGUUUUGUCAUACCCGUGGUAUACCACGGCUGUCAGCCAAUCAGCAUUCAGGGCACGAACCACCCAGUUUAUAAUUAAUCUUUUACCUUUAUUUUAGCAGGGAGUCUUAUUGAGACCAAGGGAUCACUGCAUCUCACAAUCAAUACGAAUGAAAUUAGUUUAACAGGGACCAAUCAACAUUUCAGUUUCCACAUCCAAUGUAUGUGAAAGAGUCAGUUAGCAAAAGCGCUACUUUUAAUCCAUAUUCCAUGGGCAAGUUAAAACAGAUAUAGGUCAUCAACAAUACAAUAUCAAUAAAUUUGUACAAAUACACAAAAUAGCAAAAGAGUAGCUCUGCCUUGCCCUCUGAGACUACAGCAGUGGUCACCUCAACUUUAUUAAGGAGAAAUUGACUUACUAUGACUGAUAUGUGGUUGUCUCACCUAGCUACUUAAGAUGUAAGUCGCGCUGGAUAAGAGUGUCCGCUAAAUCACUAAAAUGUCGUCAACCUUUCUCCUGGAGCUCUCCUGAACCUACAUAUCAUAAUUGAAUUAUUAUGUAGUUUUAUAAGCAUGUCACCACUGCUCACUCUUACCGUUUUUCUCAGCAUUCAAGCUGUUGGAGAACUCUAACCAGCAGUGGCUUCAGGGGCUGGUCUAUUCUGUAGGGAACCUGCUUGGCUCGGCAUUGGCUAUCUACAAGUGUCAAUCAAUGGGGCUUCUGCCAACGCACUCUUCUGAUUGGCUCGCUUUCAUAGAACCGCCUCAGGUGAGAUUUUUUUUUUUUGCUGCGCUGUUAUCCGUUCAGUUUCCUGUUUUAUCACUUGUUUUGUGUUAUAUAAUGUUUUUCAGGUUUAUUUGUCAUGUGUAAUGAAUGCAUUGGAAAUCUUACUCACACCUGAGUUGUUGUGCUAUAUAAAAUACCAAAAAAUUGCAAGGAAAACCGCAAGAAAUAUAGUCAUAGAUAUACCAUAACGUAAUAUGCAUAAACUGGUACGAUAUCUGUUGUAAUGUGUACAAAUAUAUGAACUUUCUCCUUUUCUGUUCUCUGCAGAGAAUGGAGAUUAUGGGUGGAGGGAUGGUGUUGUGAAGACGACAGAUUCGCACACACUCUGAAAUAUGCUGAACUGUUCUAUUAAUUAAGAAUACAUUAAAUCUCUUCCAAGUCUUUACAAUUCUCUGGCUUUCAGGUUUUUGUCAAACCCCUCAAGGUUUGUAUUUAUCCCUACACUUUGUUGCUGUCAAUUGUGGGUUUUUAUUGCAAUUUUCACAGGUGAUCAAACAUUACAGAAAUGUUACAACAACUGAUAAUAUCAGGAGGCAAAACAUGGUCACCAUCCUACUAAAUCCACAUUGGGUUAAAUUAAGAUGUCACUAUAACAUGGUUUUCAUUUCCACUUUUUGUCAAAUAAAAGUGUCAAAAAACAGAAGUGUCAAAUGUAUUUGUUGGAUAUGUAUAGAAAACUGAAGAAAAACUUGCACAGGACAGAAUAGUUGUUACAGUGAGAAUUGACUUCACUGGCAAAUGUGUGGGAAUGUCACUAUUCUAGAAAAGUGAAUAAAAGCAUAAUUCAGAAAUAGAUUUUCCCUUUUAGCCUUGGACACACCCCUGUUUCCAAAC